AUGCUCAGGAAAGAGGGGCAAAGGGAGAGGGGGGACAGAGGCUCCCCCCAGCCCAGGAAAGGGGGGGAAUUGGGACAGAGGCCCCUCCCCCAGCCCGGGAAAUGGGAAAAGGGGGACAGAGGGCCCCCCCCAAACUCGGGAAAGGCGGGGAAGGGGGACAGGGCCCCCCCAGCCCGGGAAAGCGGAGGAAGGGGGAGGGGGGACAGAGGGCCCUCCCAACCCGGGGAAGGGGCACAGACGGGGGAGAAAGGGGACAGAGGGGAGAGGGGGGACAGAGGGCCAACCACCAUCCCGGGAAAGCGGGAGAAAGGGUCCCCCCCAGCCCGGGCAAGGGGGAGAAGGGAGAGGGGGGAUAGAGGGCCCGCCCAGCCUGGGAAACAAGGAAUGGGAGAGGCGGGACAGAGGGCCCCCCACAGCCCAGGAAAGGGGGGAACGGGGACAGAGGUGGUUUGUGUGUGA
Molecule: messenger RNA, 459 nt
Organism: Caretta caretta (loggerhead turtle)
Lineage: Eukaryota; Metazoa; Chordata; Testudines; Cheloniidae
Source: RefSeq, a predicted model, not a curated record